Molecule: messenger RNA, 1506 nt
Organism: Aspergillus calidoustus
Lineage: Eukaryota; Fungi; Ascomycota; Eurotiomycetes; Eurotiales; Aspergillaceae
Source: the annotation of a GenBank genome assembly
AUGACGAAGAAGAACAUCAUCAUAAUCGGCGGCGGGAUGUGCGGCCUCGCCACAGCGAUCUCGCUCUCGCAGAAAUUUUCCCAGACCUCACCAGAACUCAACCUCGGCGUAACUGUCUACGAGCUCCGCAACGCACCAAGUGCCCUGGGUGGGCCCGUCAAUCUAACCCCAAAGGCUCUCCGCUGUCUAGACAAGCUCGGCGUGCUCGCGAAACUGCGCGAGAUGAAAGCCGGCUGUCCCGUUGACGCGAUUCAGCUGUUCUCCAUGCGCACUGGUGCGCAGAUCGGUACGAUUGAUUAUAAUGGGCCUGACGGGACUGGGUUCUCCGGGUACAAGGGGUGGAGGGUCAUGCGAUGUGAUCUCCUGAACGCAAUGGUCGAUGUCGCGGCGGGCAGUCCGGGAGUGGAAAUACAGUUUGGGAAGCGGCUAACUGGGAUUCGGGAGCAGGCGUCGGGGGAGGAAAGCGGUGGAGGAGGGGAGGUGCGUGUUGACUUUGCAGAUGGGACGGGUGCAGUCGGCGACGUUGUGCUGGGCUGCGAUGGGAUCCAUUCCGCGGUUCGGAGCCUCUUGGUCGAGCCGGACAGGCAGCCGUAUUAUUCGGGCAUUGCGAAUGCCUACGGGUUCGUCAAAAGGGAGGAUGUCCUCCGUGGAGGGCACAGGUCAUUUUUCAAUGAUUCGGCUCUGAUUAUGUCGCGAUAUGGCUCGACCCUGACUACGUUCUGCGACUACGACCGGAGCUUGAUCUAUGUUGUGCUCUUGAUACAAAUGGCAGAGGCGAAAUCGCGUGAAGGGUGGAGAUCUGCAGCCGAAGAUCAACAGGCGAUACGGAGUGAAGGGCUACGGAGAACCAGGGACUCGGCUAUUCCGGACCUUGAGAACAUGAUGGCCCAGGUUGAGGAGUGGACGCUUUAUCCCGUGUACCUUCUCCCACCAAACGGAGUCUGGCAUACGAACCGAGUACUCUUACUCGGGGAUGCAGCACACGCUAUGCCGCCCAUAGGCGAAAGUAUCGGCCACGCCUUGGAAGAUGCGAUCAAAAUUGCUAGUGUCCUCUCACAGUACGGCCUUGACUCGAUUGACGAGGCCUUUGGCUUUUACGAACAACUUCAACGGAAGAAGAUCGAAGACGCGUUUCAGGUUUCCUCGACUGGCUGGAUGUCGAACCAUGACAUCGGUGCAAUAGGCGCUCGCAUUAUGGAGUGGAUAACUCCUCUAUAUUUGUGGUGGACGCGAGCGGCCAUGGUGAGGGAUUUCCUUGAUGACCCUGAUGAUAUCACGUUCUCGGCGCGUAGUACGUCUUGAUGCUUUGGUGCAACUCUUCGCGUGUAAUUCCUGUUGUCUGUGACGCCGCGAUUGCCGGGCAGGACAGUAGUAUCCAACGAAGUCUCCAUUGAGGAACAUGAGGCUACUGGUCAUGGAAGGGCUGCGGAAAUAGCUGACACAGAUAAGCUGGAAUUGUCUUUCCCUUGCCCAGAUCAGGACCAUAACCAGACGCUGAAAUGCAGA